GUAUUUUAAAAAGUAAAGCAGUGGUAUAAUGUCUGUAGACUGUGGUCAGUCCUUUAAGAGCUGAAUGACAUGUUUUCACAGAUGGAGGCCUCCUAUGUUUCCAUGAUUCUAUUUGUGAGUCGGGCCUGGGAUGCUGUGACUGACCCUCUGGUCGGAUAUCUGGUGAGCCGAAGCAAAUGGACGCCCAUCGGCAAGCUCACUCCAUGGCUGGUUCUUUCCACUCCAUUUGGUGUCCUGUCCUAUCUGCUGCUGUGGUUUGAACCACAUGGCUCCAUGUCUCAGCCUCUCAGCGUGCUGUGGUUCCUCACGGCGGCCUGUCUGUUCGAGACCCUCAUGAGUUGCUACAACGUCCCCUACCUCUCACUCAACAUGUUCCUGGGGGGAGAUCAGAGAGACAGAGACUCUGCCACAGCCUACAGAAUGAGUGUGGAGAUGGUGGCCAUGCUGCUGGCUUCCUUAAUUCAGGGUCGAGUUGUGGCUGUGUACAACACAGAAAAGCAGGAGGCUUGUCAGCAGCUGGACCAGGCCCAUGAAACGCCUCAAAGCACAUCUUCACCACAAACUGUGUCACUUCGGGAGACGCAAAAGGCUUUUCUGACCUCAGCUCUGGUCAUGGGUGCUUUGUUUUUCCUCUGCAGCCUGGUUCUCUUCCUUGGGGUGAAGGAGCAGAGGGGCCCUCUCUGCUCUGAUGACAAAGUACAACCGCCCUAUUUGACCUCGCUGAAGAUGCUGAUAUGCCACAUUCCUUACCAACGACUGGUGCUUGGCUUUGUGUUCAGCGCUUUGGCAUUUCAGAUGUCCUGGAGUAACUUUGCACUCUUUUGCAGUCAUGCAGCUGGGCUGGGAGCCCAGUUCCAGUAUCUCCUUCUGGCUCUACUGGCCUCUGCCUCUGUGGCAGUUCCUCUGUGGCAGGCAGUCCUUCUGAGAAUAGGAAAAAAGGCCACAGUUUUCAUCGGACUAUCACUCUUCGUCCCAGCGGUGAUCAUAGUUGCCUGUGUUCCCAGUAACCUGCCAGUCUUUAUGACUACGUGCAUUUUGAUGGGAUUCAGCGUGGCGACUGUGUUCUUGCUACCAUGGUCUAUGCUCCCAGAUGUAGUGGACGACUUUGCCGUGAGACAUCCCUCCUACAAGGACCUGGAGCCUCUGUUUUUCUCCUGUUAUGCCUUCUGCAGUAAGCUGGCAGGAGGCCUGUCUGUUGGAAUCUCAACCAUGAUAUUACAGUUUGUGGGUUACAGAGCAGGUGCUUGUCACCAUGGUGAUGGUGUGGUGACGGCUCUGAUUGUGCUGUUCUCGCCGGUUCCCAUUGCACUUAUACUGAUAGGGAUGGUCUUUUUCUGCUCCUACCCAAUCAAUGAGAGGCAGUGUGUGCAGCUCCAGGAACAACUGCCCGCAGUCCUCCCAGAAGCUGGAUCAUCAUCAGACCCAAGAGAAAACAUGGAGCCAGCAGCUCUGCAGCAGCCCCAUGCUGGUGUGACAGCAACUUCACAUGAUAACACAAAGACCAACACAUUGUACAAGGCAAAUUCCUCACCCUGCUGUUACAGUUAUGAUAAAAAAUGCCCAGUGAAGUCAUCUGCUCUUUCAAAUGUUUCCAAGAGCCCUUCUGCAAAAUACAGCAAACCUGUACCAGUUGUCCAGUCAAAUGUAAAUGCUCGGCAUCAUAUACAGAGACUCAGCCCUCAUCUGCGUUCAGGAGAAAUUAGAUCGGGCAGAGAUUUUCUUCAGAAUGAUCCUGGGUCUUUCUCUGGCAGGUCAAAUAUGAGAUCCAAGGUGUCGUGGGUAUAGUUACAUAGCUUAAAGUGAUACACUAUUUGCUUUGUUACAGAGUUUGAUGAGAAGAUUGACACCUCUCUCCUGUCCAAACGCUAAAUGUGAAACUUUUCCCCAAUCUA
This is a messenger RNA of Toxotes jaculatrix (banded archerfish), 1892 nucleotides long. It is a transcript of the gene mfsd2al2, whose product is annotated as major facilitator superfamily domain containing 2a-like 2. The record is from RefSeq and is a predicted model, not a curated record. Gene Ontology annotation, molecular function: symporter activity. Gene Ontology annotation, biological process: carbohydrate transport. The coding region runs from base 70 to 1785 and encodes 571 amino acids. Gene Ontology annotation, cellular component: membrane. The transcript is spliced from 12 exons. Lineage: Eukaryota; Metazoa; Chordata; Actinopteri; Toxotidae.